AUGGCCGAUCCCGUGCUGCAGUUGUUAGAAAUUGAGCUGCUCGGGGAGAACCCAGAUGCGUACACGAGCCAGUUUCAGUGGCGAAUGCGCAUGGAGGCGGCGGCGAGUUUGCCCGACGCCGUCUCCGUCUCCUUCGUGUGGGUCGGCAGCGCUUCGUCGUCACAGUACGACCAGGUGCUCGACGACUUCGAAGUUGGACCGCUGGAGCAGGGUGUCACGGAGUUCACCCUAGAAUGCGAUGCCCCACAGAUGGAGCUCGUGCCCACGGAGGAUGUGCUAGGCGUGACAAUUUUGCUCAUCUCGUUUCAGUACCGAAGGCAGGAGUUUCUGCGCGUGGGCUACUACACCCAAGUAGCAUACUUUGAUGCGCAGCUUAACCAGAACCCCCCGCCGCUGCCGCAGCGCGAGUUGCUCGGUAGAUUUGUUGCCAUGCCUCAACCAGCUGUCACGGUUACCCCGAUUGAAUGGGGUUCAUAUGGGCCACAGCCAGCGACCUAG
Molecule: messenger RNA, 498 nt
Organism: Leishmania braziliensis MHOM/BR/75/M2904
Lineage: Eukaryota; Euglenozoa; Kinetoplastea; Trypanosomatida; Trypanosomatidae
Product: anti-silencing protein asf 1-like
Exons: 1
Coding region: 1-498 (165 amino acids)
Biological process (GO): DNA replication-dependent chromatin assembly
Cellular component (GO): nucleus
Molecular function (GO): histone binding
Source: RefSeq, a predicted model, not a curated record